Myodes glareolus (Bank vole) is the source of this 4555-nucleotide messenger RNA. The record is from RefSeq and is a predicted model, not a curated record. NCBI's taxonomy places the organism in Eukaryota, Metazoa, Chordata, Mammalia, Rodentia, Cricetidae.
GGUCCCCUGGAGUUGGUGGGGGCGUUUAGGGGUGCUCCUGCGGGGCGUUUGGCCGUGUGCGCGCUGCGGUGUUCGAGGGUCUCCCUGCACUGGGCUGUGUCCCCCGAUCGCCCGUCUCCUAGGGCUCCCCGACCGCCGACCCGCUCCCGGAAGCUACGAAAACGAGUAACAAAGAACCUGCAGGGCUGCCGGCUGCGAGAGCUGCGGGACUCUGGGGUCGGGCUGAGUGGCGGGACCGAGCACCUUCGCGGCGGUGAGCGGCGCGUGACGCGGCGGCCUUCCCUCGGAGCGCCCGGCCCUCGGCGCCCUCUGGAGCGCCAGUCUCUGCAGACGCCCCAGCCCAUUCUGAUCUGAGCUGCUCAAGCUUUGUGCGAAGAACCUACUGAAGUCUGGUUUUAAAUAAAAACUUUUCCUAAGUUUCCGUUUGGGGAUUUUUGUUUUGUUUCGGUGCAGUUUGCAAUACUCUCUACCUCCUCGCCUCCUUUUUCCUCCCGGUGUAUUAUCCGCGGGGCGGACCUGGGAUGAACGUUUCGUAAUUGCAAGCAGAACUGUGAGAAAGCACGUCGGAAUAGUACUCAAGAUGGACAAAAAGUCCUUUGAAACGGUGCUGGAUGAAAUUCGAAAGGCUGUUUUGACAGAAUAUAAAUUAAAAGCAAUUGAAUAUGUUCAUGGGUACUUCUCCAGUGAACAGGUGGUUGACCUCCUCAGGUACUUCUCCUGGGCAGAACCGCAGCUGAAGGCCAUGAAAGCGCUCCAGCAUAAAAUGGUGGCCGUCCACCCAGCGGAAGUGGUCAGCAUCCUCAGCUGCUUCACCUUUAGUAAAGACAAGCUGGCCGCUCUGGAGCUCUUGGCCUCAAACAUCGUGGAUGCACAGAACUCGCGCCCCAUUGAAGAUUUGUUCAGGAUCAACAUGUCGGAGAAGAAACGGUGCAAGAGAGUCCUGGAGCAGGCUUUCAAAGCGGGCUGCAAAGCCCCUCACGCCAUGAUAUCUUCAUGUGGAACCAUCCCAGGAAACCCCUAUCCCAAAGGAAAACCCAGCCGCAUAAAUGGCAUUUUUCCCGGAACGCCUCUGAAAAAGGACGGUGAAGAAAGUACCAAUGAAGGCAAAGGGAUAGCAGCACGGAUUCUUGGGCCGUCCAAACCAGUAUGUCUUGAAAUAAAAGAAGAAACAAGUGUUAAUUCCUAUAUGUGUAGCUUUCUGUAUAAAAUAAGUUUUAUGUGUUUUGCAAAGUUUAAAUGUUGUAAAAAUUCCAGAUCAGAGAGAAUGACCUGCGAAGUUCUCUGUCUUUAUGGUUUCAUUUUAGGUGCUUACAACAAUGCGGGUCUGGUGCCGUUAGCCAAUGUGAUAGCUCCAGGGGUCCCUCCUCCACCUCCGUAUACUCCAAAUCCAGCAGGAACAGACAAUGAAGACCUCUCCAGUCAGUCAAAACCUGCACAGAGUCAAACGUUUUCCACCCCAGCCAGUCAGCUCUUCUCUCCUCAUGGUUCUAAUCCUUCGACCCCUGCUGUGACUCCUGUCCCUGCUGUGUCCCCAGUCAAGGCAGUAAACCAUCCCUCCGUGUCAGCAGCUGCCACUGGGGCCGGAAUGAGUGCUCCCAACGCUGCCCUGUCAGUGUUCCCAGCACCCCAGCCAGCCACGCCAAACCCGACUGUGAUCCGGACUCCCUCGGUGCCCGCGGCACCCGUUACUUCUGCCCACAGCACGACACCUGCUCCUGUCCCUUCCAUUUUCUCUGGCCUAGUGCCCCUGCCAGGUCCCUCUGCCACCCCUUCCCCAUCUCCUCAGGCCAGCUCAACGCCAAGGGUCACACUGGCUUCCAGUGAGACCUUUGCUUCCACUUGUGCCCCGUUCACCAGCCACUCCUUGGCCAGCUCUGCCGCUGGCUCAGCCAGUAACCCAAGCACAGCGUCCCUGUCCUCUGUCUUUGCAGGCCUGCCUUUGCCCUUCCCGCCAGCGUGCCACAGCAGCAUAGCCGCCCCAACUCCCUCGCUGAUUGCCAGUGCUUCAAAUCCGCACGCUGUAAAAAGCCCUCUCCUCUCUGCCUUAAAAGGCUUCCUCACGUCAAAUGACACACACUUAAUCAAUUCCUCUGCCUUGUCGUCUGUGGGCACAAGUGGCCUGGCUUCAUUAUCCCCUUUUCCCAAUCAAAACUCGGAUUCUCCUGCCUCAGCCACUAACAAGUGCUAUGCCCCGGCAGCUGUUGCUGCCACGCAGAGGUCUUCUACCCCAGGAAUGGCCAUGUUCCCAGGCUUGCAGUCCCCUGUGGCCGGCGCCACCUCUGCAGCCCCAGCGCUGCCCGCACAGUCUCCGUUAGCUACUCCCUCCUCCACAGCAGUGCCAGUCAGCUGUGGCUCCUCAGGCUCACUUUUGCAUGGUCCCCAUGCAGGCGGCAUCUCAUCCACCCCUGCUGCAGUCACUGUGCCUGUUAUGAUCAAAAGUGAGCCCACGAGCCCCCCUCCCUCGGCCUUCAAAGGCCCUGCUCACCCCGGGACUCCUGCUCGCGGUACCUUGGGCCUGUCGGGCGCUCUGGGCCGCGGAUACCCUCCGACCUCAGUGCCCAUUAGUGUGUCCACUUGCCUUAACCCUGCACUGUCCGGGCUCUCCAGCCUGAGCAACCCUCUGGCUGGUUCUAUGUCCCUGCCACCACACCCAUCCUCCACGCCCAUUGCUCCUGUGUUCACGGCCCUGCCCCCUUUCACUUCGUUGACCAACAGUUUCCCUCUACCGGGCAGUCCAUCUCUCAAUUCCGCUGUGUCCCUCACGGGGCCGUCAACCACCACAUCUGCAGCUGCACACCCCAGCUCUGCGACCGUGCGCCCAGUGCUGCCCACCUCCAACGCCUCGCCUGCAGCCUUCCCACUCAACCUGUCCACUGCGGUGCCCUCACUCUUCGCGGUCACCCAGGGCCCUCUUCCCGCAUCUAACCCUUCCUACCCUGGCUUCCCUGUCUCCAGUGCCCCAAGUGGUGCCCCCGCACUGCCCUCGUUCCCGGGGCUGCAGGCGCCCUCCACAGUAGCGGUCACCCCACUGCCGGUGGCUGCCUCAGCCCCAUCACCUGCGCCUGUCCUCCCUGGAUUUGCCUCGGCCUUCAGUUCCAACUUCAACUCCGCCCUGGUGGCACAAGCAGGUUUGUCAUCUGGACUCCAAACUGCUGGUAGCUCUGUUUUUCCAGGCCUUCUGUCCCUCCCAGGUAUCCCUGGGUUUCCCCAGACUCCUUCGCAGUCGUCCCUUCAAGACUUGCAGCACAGCGCAGCUGCGCAGUCGGCUUUGUUACAGCAGGUCCAUUCUGCGUCCGCUCUGGAGAGCUACCCCGCCCAACCCGACGGGUUCCCUAGCUAUCCCUCCACACCUGGAACACCAUUUUCUUUGCAACCGGGUCUAUCCCAAAGUGGAUGGCAAUGAGUUUGAAACACAGUUAUUCUUAGGAGCAACAUGAAAUUUGCCCAAGAACUGCAAUGAACAAUCUGACAGAUAUGAAAUUGUCCAAUAGUCCGAAAGGGCGUUCUCUUAGGGACACGGGGACAGAGGUUAGGCGUUCAGGUUCCAUUCUUAAAGUGACUGUAAGUACCAGUACCCCCACUCCUAUACAUGUAAAUAUGCUGACAAUGAAUUGUAUGGAGAAUAGUGGUUUAAAUUAUGUGGGAAUUUUCGCCUCCCAUUCUACAGGGGUUUGAAUUACAUAUGUGAUCUAUUUGACUUGCGUAUGUGAUCUAGACUAUUAAAUAGGAGAUGGAACUCUUCAUAACCAAAUACAGCCUUAAAUCUGCUUGUAUGGCCUCCGUGGACAGAAGUGAUCAUUGUGCCUCAGACUGGGUUGCAUGUGGCCGUGGGGGAGUUGCUAUUCUACAAAUGCAUGCGCGGCUCCAGUUAGCAUCCACUGGAAUGCAGUUCUCCGUGUGUAUUCACAAAGGGGGACUCGAGACCCACUGUUUGUAAUGUUAUUAGUUAUCAUGCAUACUGCUGAAUUUAACUCAGUAUAUUCCAGGUAAAAGUGGUGCUUAUUGUAGUCUUUAGAAUGACUUUCAGGUGUUUUCAACUAAAAAAAAAAAAAAUGUAUACCCAGAACAUAUGUAUAAGGAAGGGAGGCUUAGGAUAAUUUUGCAUCGCAGUUUUCUCAGCAGUAUGCCCACAGGAGAGUCCCCGGCCACCACUCUUACUACUUGUACCCUGGAAGCUCUUGGUGAAUGUUUACAGUCAUGGAUGUAUUUCUACUCAAAUGCCCAUUGGGAAAUAAGCGUGCGGCAGUGGUUGAGGAGGCUCGCUCUGUCAGGAAGCGCAGCAUGCGCUACAGGCCCUGGUGGCAGAAUGUGACCCACCAUCGUCCUCAGCAGCGUCUGCCGCAUUAGGGGAGGGGGUGUAGGACGGAUGUAAACCGUAGACUCUGCUGUAGCACAUCUCAACACCUAGAGGUUCUACUUUUAUAAAGAUGGUGUCCGGAAGAUGUUGCAAAUGUAUUUUCCUUUGACAUGGGGAACAAACUUUUUAAGUAUAUUGAAUAAUCCUGUAUGGUUAGUUUUUAACAUUUUUUAAAAUAAACUUUAUGAAUAUGACAAA